Messenger RNA from Ostrinia furnacalis (Asian corn borer), 1171 nucleotides. RefSeq lists its product as uncharacterized. The transcript has 2 exons. The record is from RefSeq and is a predicted model, not a curated record. NCBI's taxonomy places the organism in Eukaryota, Metazoa, Arthropoda, Insecta, Lepidoptera, Crambidae. The coding region runs from base 40 to 351 and encodes 103 amino acids.
UGACUUUGAGAGAGCACCACGUGUGAACAAGAAACGAAAAUGAUACUUAUUCUGUGCCUACUCGCUGUAUGCAGCGCGGUCCCUUUGAGAAAGAACGAAGAUGAAUCAAAAAUAGUGUUGUGGAAUGUAAAUGAUCACGCAAUGGCUGGUGAAGUACCUUCAAGUAUUUCGACAAGUGCAGUUGAUAGUGAUUUAGUAAAAUUAAUAGCAAGUAAGAGUGAAAGUAAAAUUCGGAUGAAAAGAUUUAUAACGAUCGGAGGUGGCUGUCCUGAGGAUUAUAUCAUGAUGCCAGGCCCCAUUGGAUGCGUGACGUGUGAAAAGUACAGAGAACUAACUGAUGAAGACUGCUGAAGGACUACAUUUAGGCUCAAUGGAGAACGAAGGCUUAUUUUAUAUUAGAAUCUCAUGCUACAAAUGACAGAAGACUACGGGUUUUAAUAUAAGUAAUAUUAUAGGUUUACUCGUUUUAAAUUGUGAAGCUCAUUUAAUGCCAGUGACAUACAGCCAGCGUCAAAUAGUUCGCGACACCCAAAGUGGCCAAAAUGUUGACAACGCAAUCUUGUCCCAAGUAACAAAGAUAUGUGGCGAACUUUUUGGCUACUUUAGGUGUCACGAAAUGUUUGACGCUGGCCGUAGAGUCAAUCUGGGUAACUUUGCCCAUCAGUAUAACGUUGACUCAAAAUAUACUAAUUGGAAAUGGUAGGGUUUUUCUUACUUUAUUUUAAUUUAUCAAAUACGCAUUGUAUCUUUGACUCGUUUAAAAUAUUGGUGGUCCAGCUGUAGAUCCACAGGAGCUGCAGCGGUGAAAGAAAGAAAAUAUUUUAUUUGGCCCAACAUAUUAAAUUAUUACAGUAUACAGUUUACAAUACUUGCAAAUUUGUGGACCAAAAUGGCAUCCGCUCAGCAUUGUGUCCUGCUCUGAGGUAGACCCAGAACAGGACGCUGUUAUUCUGCGGAUGCCACUUUUUUAACGGUGGGAACGAGAGGUGGGAAUAGUCCCGUUUUGAUGGGCAAAGUAACCCAGAUUGACCGUACAUUAAUUAUAUUAAGUUGUACUUAAAUAGUCAUUAGUCUAUUUAUUGUAUAAUGUUUAAGCUAUACUUUACUUGCUAUUGAUUUCCAACAAAGUUGGGCAUUUUCUAAUAAAGAAGGAAUGUGAUUUAGAUUUAAU